Molecule: messenger RNA, 8220 nt
Organism: Orcinus orca (killer whale)
Lineage: Eukaryota; Metazoa; Chordata; Mammalia; Artiodactyla; Delphinidae
Gene: PSPH
Product: phosphoserine phosphatase
Exons: 8
Coding region: 7146-7823 (225 amino acids)
Biological process (GO): L-serine biosynthetic process; dephosphorylation
Cellular component (GO): cytoplasm
Molecular function (GO): L-phosphoserine phosphatase activity; magnesium ion binding
Source: RefSeq, a predicted model, not a curated record
AAACAGUGACAGCUUUCCUUCUUCUUUUCCGAUUUGGAUUCCUUUUAUUUCCUUUUCUUCUCUGAUUGCUGUGCCUAAAACUUCCAAAACUAUGUUGAAUAAGAGUGGUGAGAGUGGGCAACCUUGUCUUGUUCCUGAUCUUAGUGGAAAUGCUUUCAGUUUUUCACCAUUCAGGACGAUGUUGGCUGUGGGUUUGUUAUAUAUGGCCUUUAUUAUGUUGAGGAAAGUUCCCUCUAUGCCUACUUUCUGCAGGGUUUUUAUCAUAAAUGGGUGUUGAAUUAUGUCAAAAGCUUUCUCUGCAUCUAUUGAGAUGAUCAUAUGGUUUUUCUCCUUCAAUUUGUUAAUAUGAUGUAUCACGUUGAUUGAUUUGCGUAUAUUGAAGAAUCCUUGCAUUCCUGGAAUAAACCCCACUUGAUCAUGGUGUAUGAUCCUUUUAAUGUGCUGUUGGAUUCUGUUUGCUAGUAUUUUGUUGAGGAUUUUUGCAUAUAUGUUCAUCAGUGAUAUUGGCCUGUAGUUUUCUUUCUUUGUGACAUCCUUGUCUGGUUUUGGUAUCAAGGUGAUGUUGGCCUCGUAGAAUGAGUUUGGGAGUGUUCCUCCCUCUGCUAUAUUUUGGAAGAGUUUGAGGAGGAUAGGUGUUAGCUCUUCUCUAAAUGUUUGAUAGGGCUUCCCUGGUGGCUGUCUUUUCUCCAUUGUAUAUUCUUGCCUCCUUUAUCAUAUUUUGAUCAUUCUUUAUAUAUUUAUGUUAAUUGGAAUUCUACUGUAAGGAAGAUCUUUCCCUUCUCCCGUUCUCUCAAGGAUUCUUGUUUUAUUCUUAGAUUGUAGUCAGUUAUAGUCUUUAUUUUGAUCCUCAAAUUAGGAGCUCUUCAAGUUGGCUCUUUUAUUUUUUGACUUGUCCCCAUCAUUUUCUGAGCACUUUACUUUCUGGCAGCACAGUAUAAAAUGUUCCAAACGCAUCUUGUAUUUUCUUAGCCCCAGCCAUGAAACCAGCCAUUUCUCCAAAGAGCUCUGGACUUCUUAUUGGUUAAUCGUAUUUGGAAAGUAACAUCUGGAUGCUAGGUAUGCUUACUGCUACUAGGGUGUCAUUGCCACUAGACCCUCUCAGCAGAAUAUUUGUAUGAACACAUACACGUCUAUAUCUGUCUGCAUAUAUACAAAAUCCAUCCAUUUAUACUCAUACUUUCAAUUCUAAUCCAAUACCACAAGGUUCAUUCUAGUGCUUCUGCUUUCCUUAUUUGUAACUUCUUUAUACAACAGUGAGAAAUCAUUCAGUAUAGUUUUUGUUUUGUUUUGUUUUGUUUUUUGCGGUACACGGGCCUCUCACUGUUGUGGCCUCUCCCGUUGCGGAGCACAGGCUCCGGAUGCGCAGGCUCAGUGGCCAUGGCUCACGGGCCCAGCCACUCUGCGGCAUGUGGGAUCUUCCCAGACCGGGGCACGAACCCGUGUGCCCUGCAUCGGCAGGCGGACUCUCAACCACUGCGCUACCAGGGAAGCCCCAUUCAGUAUAGUUUUAAUUUGCAUUUCAUGUAAGUGAAAUUGAGCUUCUUUCCUAUGUUUUAAAGCCAUUUGUUUUUCUUUAUCUGAGCACUGACUGUACAUCUUCUCUCAUUUUUCUAUGGAUUAUUGGUCUUGUUCUUUUUUCUAGGACUUCUUUUUAUAUUAGGGAAAUUAGUUCUGCAAAUAUUUUUUUCUCACUUCAUGAUUUGUCUUUUUUUUAAAAAAAAAAAUUAAUUAAUUAAUUUUUGGCUGCAUAGGUCUUCGUUGCUGUGCCACCAGGGAAGUCCCAUUGUGUUUUUAAAUAUCAAGGCAGUAUGUAUACUCAGUCACAGCUUUCAUUUCUUCUGUGGCCAACAGUUUUCUAGUUUGCUAGUGUGUAUUUUUUGUCUAUGGGUAAGAUUAUCUGCUCUUUUCUACCAUUUUAAUAGUAAUUUUGUAUGAAAGAUUGCAUUAGACUGCAUAACAAAAUACCACAGACUGGGUGGCUUAAAAAAUAAAACUUUUUUCCUCAAAGCUCUGCAGCCUAGAAGUCCAAGAUCAAGGUGUCGGCAGGUUUGGUUUCUUCUGAGGCCACUCUCCUUGGCUUGCAGAUGGCUGCCUUCUCACUGUGGCCUCACAUAGUUUUUGUUCUGUGCACACUUGCAUUUCUGGCAUCCAAAUUUUCUCUUUUUAUUAGGACCCCAGUCAGAUUAGUUUAGGGCUCAAUCUAAAGAACUCAUUUUAAAUUAAUCAUUUCUUUAAAGACCUUAUCUCCAAAUAGAGUCACAUUCUGAGGUACUAGGCGUUAGAACUUCAGCAUACAAACUUCUGGGGUAAACAGUUCAUCUCAUAACAAAGGUGUUUGUCACUUUCUUCUUUCUUUUUUUUUUAACAUCUUUGUUGGAGUAUAAUCGCUUUACAAUGGUGUGUUAUUUUCUGCUGUAUCACAAAGUGAAUCAGCUAUACGUAUACAUAUAUCCCCAUAUCCCCUCCCUCUUGCGUCUCCCUCCCACUCUCCCUAUCCCACCCCUCUAGGUGGUCACAAAGCACCGAGCUGAUCUCCCUGUGCUACGCGGCUGCUUCCCACUAGCUAUCUAUUUUACAUUUGGUAGUGUAUAUAUGUCCAUGCCACUCUCUCACUUCGUCCCAGCUUACCUUUCUUCUUUCGUUUUUUAAUCCAUUAUUAAAUGAAUUGUGUUUUCCAACCAUUUUCAAGUGUCUUCUGUGAAGGAAGAGCAAGAGAGACCAAGGUAGUUUUCCAGAUUUCACAGUGCAAAGGUUUUCAGGUGCCACGAUCAGACUGUCUCAUUCUAUGUGGCCCUUUUUGUAGUUUUUGUGUAGCCCUGCUUUCUUUGCUUCUCUAUUCUAAACAGGGCUUUUGCCCCAGACCUGUGCUCUCUGGCAUCAUCACUAGUCAUUGCACACAGGAAACAUAGCCCCUGGAUUUUAGGUGAGCUCUUUAUCUACUUUCUGAGAUUUUCAUAUCUGAGUUUCCCAGACAUUCUUUUGGACAUUCUGUACCUCCUCUUUCUACUAUGUUCCCUAUAGCUUUAACCCAACCUCAGUUCUUUUUAUCUCUACUUCUGCUGAUUGUUUAGAACAACAAACAUUUUCACUUUCACAUGAACUUCUCAUCCUCAGUGAAUCUAUUUUCUCAUCCUCUGGGAGUCUGUUUUUGCUGGUGUUUUCUGGGAUCUGGUGCUGGCUGUUUCCCUUAAACACUCCAAGAGUCUCAGUCAUAUGACAUUCAGUCAUACAUAACUGCAGUACCUAUAUCAUAAUCAUUUUACUUUGUAAUGUAAAAUUUCCCCAUUUUUCUACAUUAUAAAGAUAGCUGUAUAUUUUCCCUAAUGCCAAAGAUAAUACAUAAUGCAUAAUCAUGUAGAAAGUUCAAGUCAUACAAAAGAGUACAAGGAAGAAUGAAAAUCAUUGAGAGGCAACUACUCAACAUUUUGGUAAACAUUCCAAACAUCUCUCAGUUAUACACAGAUUUAUAAGAAUAAGCUCAUACUAUAUAUGCUGUUUUGUAUUCUGCAUGUUUAUUCAAUAAUAUGUCCCAAAAUUCUUCUUUGUCAAUAGAUAUAGAUUUACACCAUUUUUUAAAUGAUCAGAAUUUAUUCUUCCAAGCAACUAUUAUGACCUAAGAGAAGUUACUUUAAAUAUAUUUAAAAAUUUUAUUGAAGUAUAGUUGAUAUACAAUGUUGUGUUAAUUUCUGCUGUACAGCAACACGAUUCAGUUAUACAUAUAUAUAUUCUUUUUCAUGUUCUUUUCCAUUAUGAUUUAUCACAGGAUAUUGAAUAUAGUUCUCUGUGCUACACAGUAGAACCUUGUUGUUUAUCCAUCCUAUAUAUAAUAGUUUGCAUUCUGCUAAUCCCAAACUCCCAAUCCUUCCCUCCCCCCCCCCACUCUCCCCCUUGGCAACUACAAGUCUGUUCUCUAUAUCUGUGAAACCAAAUAAAGUAGAAAGGUAAAUUCUUCAUUCCUUUUACUCCCCAGGAUUAACUACUCCCCAGAAUUAACAACUAUAUGCAGACAUAGACAUAUAAUCAUGUACCGCACAUGUUUAUACACAUACACAGAGUUUUCUUUGUUCAAAAAUGGGAAUUAAGGGCUUCCCUGGUGGCGCAGUGGUUGAGAGUCUGCCUGCCGUUGCAGGGGAUACGGGUUCAUGCCCCGGUCCGGGAAGAUCCCACAUGCCGCGGAGCGGCUGGGCCCGUGAGCCAUGGCCGCUGAGCCUGCGCGUCCCGGAGCCUGUGCUCCGCAACGGGAGAGGCCACAACAGUGAGAGGCCCGCAUACCGCAAAAAAAAAAAAAAAAAAAAAAAAAGGGAAUUAAGCUAUAUAUAAUGUUCUGCAACCUGCUUUAUUUACAUGACAUAUCAUGGACAUAUUUUCAGGGUGUGACAUUUUGAAUGUCAAUGUUUACAUUAAAUUGUAUUUUUUCUUUAAGUAUAUUCUUUUAAAAUGUUUAUGAUGUUUUAAUAUAUUGGCAUUUAAUGUACUGAUAUAAAAUAUUACAUGUAUUAUAAAAUCUUUUAUAUAUACACAGAUACAAAAAAAGUCCUGUAUAUGCACUGCCCUUAAAAUAAAGGAACACUGUCAAUACCAUUAAAGAACUAAGUCUAUUUAUACUCUCUUUCCAGUCUUAUUUCCUUUUCUGUCCCUAGAGGUAAGUACCAUUCUGAAUUUUAUGUUAUGAGUUAUCAUUUACGAUAUUAAGUGAUAUUAUCUUUUUAAAGUUUCCAGUCAAUGACUAUUUAUAUAUAUACAGUACUGCUGUGAAUAUUCUCCUAUGUGACUCUCAGUACUCAUGUAUGAGAGUUUCUUCUGAGUGCAUUCUUUUUUUUUUUUUUUUUUUUUUUUGCGGUACGCGGGCCUCUUGUGGCCUCUCCCGUUGCGGAGCACAGGCUCCGGACGCGCAGGCUCAGCGGCCAUGGCUCACUGGCCCAGCCGCUCCGCGGCAUGUGGGAUCUUCCCAGACCGGGUCACGAGCCCGCGCCCCCUGCAUCGGCAGGUGGACUCUCAACCACUGUGCCACCAGGGAAGACCCCUGAGUGCAUUCUUGAGGUGGAAUUGCUGGGUCAUAGAAAAUGUGCAGGUUCAAUAUUGCUCAAUAAUACUAUAUUGUUUUCUAGAGUGACUGUUCCAACAUUCUAUAUUUUAGAAGGCUAUUUUAUUAGCACUGAAUUACUUUUUAAAAAAAUAGUACUUGAUUCUAACAUAGUUAAUCAUUAGAAAAUUUGUUAGCUUAUAAAAAUGUGAUCUAUAGAAAACCUUUCAGGAACACUAGUAUUACUUGUAUUACUUUUUAAUAGCCAGUUAUGAUUAAAACUUUGCAAAAUAACUUGCUAAUGUUUUGAUUAUGGCUUCAUUAUACUACAUUGUAUUUGGUUUAGGUGUGCUGUUUAACAUAUUCCAGAGGAACAACAAUAAGCAUAUUAAAAUCUGUUUAUAUAGUUAUGCCUUGUCUGAUUGUUACAUGUAUUACUUCCUGAUUGUUAUAUGUCUCUGUGACCACCCAUUAGCUUCCUCUGGACAACAUUUUUUUUUUUUUUUAAUGGUAUGUGUUCUAUCUAAACAGUGCCUACAACACUGCCACCUCACACCCACAAGUGUUAAUACAGGUGUAAAUGUGAGGUGGGUACAGGGACCGUAAAUAGCUGACAGAUUUUAUUUGGUAUAUUUUAUCUGAAAUCUAUUUAAUAUUAAACAUCUAUGAAAUAUGAAUAAUAGCAAAAAUGAACUUUUACUGCUUCACAUUUAUUGUACUUGGGUUUCUUUUCCUCUUGAAAUAAAUUCUCAGUUACCAUUUUAUACUUAUAUACAAGUAAAUAUUUGGUGUUUAACAUCUUGUUUCUUUUAUUAUACUUAUUUUUAAAUUACUUAUAAAAUAUAAACAAGUUCUUGACUAGACUGUUAUUUUAGACCCCUUUAUUUUGCCCUUCCCUACUAAUUGUAUAAUCUUUUACCUCAUAUUUCAAAACAUCAAAAUUCCUCCUUUCCAUCCUUCAUCAAAACCAUCUCUGGCAGAUCUGGGGAGAAAUUAAACCGGGUGUGCCCCAAACCUGCAAACAUUUUCUUACUAAUGAAAUCUGAGAACAUUGAACUUCAAAGGCACAUGUGACCACGGAGCAUCAGGACUUUUGUUUCUGGAUAGAAUUGUGUUUUUUGAGGGGUCCUGUAGCAAAGGGCGGGGAUGCUGUGACCGAGCGAGUCUUGCUCCAGCAAUUGCAUCCCCUCUGCCUGAAUGACCAGUUUUGGAAGGAGCCUGCAGACAUGACUGUCAGUAUUUGAGGUUUCAGGUUGUGUUUUAGGGUAGGACCUCACUGCCCAGCUCCAGCCAGCUGUACCCAAAAGUAAAUGUUUGGGGGCAAUCAUUUAUUGUAGUCAACAUAAAAGUAGCUGGGCAAGUGACACCUAGAAGAAAAUAAGAUGACAAAAAAAAAAUGUGCAAAGACUCAUUUCGUUACUCACGGUUUUUUGCAUUUGCGAAUGUAAGUAGUUUUUGAAGUUCUCUUGGGACUUACAUUCCUACAACAGCAUAAAGCCAAACGUGGAUUUCAAAAAAGGUCCCUAAGGGGCUUUCGUUAAGUGCAAAAUCAGUGCAGAGGUCCCUCGCUCCUCUCACGUACUCUUAUCCCAAGUGGUGGUGGCGGUGGGGAGCGCUUGAGUAGCACGCAAGCUCUUUGGUUCCUUCUCCGCAAAGUAGAGGUGGUGUGGCCCGAGGCUUUGCGGGAUAGCGUCCCCCGCGGAGUUCAAGUCUAGAUCCGCCAGCGCUGAGCCCCCGGAGGGAGGAGGGGGCGGGCUCAGGGAGUCCCUCCUUCGGGGGCGGGGCCAAGGGCUGCCCGGCCCUGCAGAGCGGAGGUCUAAGGGCUCCAGUUUAGUAAAGCGCAUGCAAACCCGGCCAGAAGCCACCGGACUUAUCAGCAGAUCUCAUGAUUGUUUGGUAAAGGCUCUGCGGGUCUACACGGGUCACCUCCCUCGGAACUCCGCGACUCCACGUCGGAGCCAGCCCUCGGCCCCCCGCAGUCGGACGGUUACAGCCGCGGGAGACCUGGAGGCGGUGGCAGCGGCCCAGGAACUAGCAGCAGCGCCCGGGAAAGAAGCAGAAAGAGAAGAGUACUGUCUCCUAGGAAUCCAGCCCUGGAGAAACAAGGAAAAUUCUUCCCAGGAUGGUCUCCCAUUCAGAGUUGAGGAAACUUUUCUGUUCAGCUGAUGCAGUGUGCUUUGAUGUUGACAGCACAGUCAUCAGAGAAGAAGGAAUUGAUGAGCUGGCCAAAUUCUGUGGAGUUGAGGAUGCUGUGUCAGAAAUGACACGGCGAGCCAUGGGCGGGGCAGUGCCUUUCAAGGCUGCCCUCACAGAGCGCUUAGCUCUGAUCCAGCCCUCCAGGGAACAGGUGCAAAGGCUUAUAGCAGAGCACCCACCACACCUGACCCCCGGCAUAAGGGAGCUAGUAAGUCGCCUACAAGAGCGAAAUGUUCAGGUUUUUCUAAUAUCUGGAGGCUUUAGGAGCAUUGUGGAGCAUGUUGCUUCAAAGCUCAACAUCCCAUCAACCAAUGUAUUUGCCAACAGGCUGAAAUUCUACUUUAAUGGUGAAUAUGCAGGUUUUGAUGAGAUGCAGCCAACAGCCGAAUCUGGUGGGAAAGGAAAAGUUAUUAAACUUUUAAAGGAAAAAUUUCAUUUUAAGAAAGUAGUCAUGAUUGGAGAUGGAGCCACAGACAUGGAAGCCUGUCCUCCUGCUGAUGUUUUCAUUGGAUUUGGAGGAAAUGUGAUCAGGCAACAAGUAAAGGACAACUCGGAAUGGUACAUCACUGAUUUUGUAGAGCUUUUGGGAGAACUGGAAGAAUAAGAUCAGUUUUUAUACAGUUCAUAACAACUUCAGGUUAAUUUUUAAAAGUUAUACAGUUUGAUACUGUUUGCUUCCAAUUGAAUAUUAGGACUUAAUAUAUAAAUUUAGUACUGAUUAUCUGUACUUCCAAGUAAACUAUAGUUAGGGCUCAUAGAACAUUGUGGUUCUUUUUUUUUUUUUUUUAACUGUAGUUCCGGUAUUAUUAUGACCAUUUAAUUACCUGGAGAGUUUUAUAAUUUGAAUUCUUUAUGUAUUUUCCUAGCUAUAUUUUAUUUGAAGGUUUUUGAAGGUGGAUAGUAAAUUAAACACCUUCAUUAUUGGAAAUAUGGAUUAGGCAGCUUUAAGUGAAAUUGGUUUUCCCUUUAUAUAUAAAUAAAAGUUUAUCCACAUAUCAGAA